Molecule: messenger RNA, 543 nt
Organism: Blepharisma stoltei
Lineage: Eukaryota; Ciliophora; Heterotrichea; Heterotrichida; Blepharismidae
Source: the annotation of a GenBank genome assembly
AUGGAGAGACAGAUCGAGAAAUUCGAACUAUCUAAUCAGCAAAGCAAUUCUACAGAAAGAGAAAGCUAUUAUGGUAUUUCGGCUAAAUUUAAUGCAACUGCUGAAGGCUGUUUAAUCGAGUACUUAAAAAUCCACAAGUCUUCAACUUUAAGUGAACUUGAAAAUCAUAUAGAGGCCAAUAUUAGCUCACUCAGAAACUACAAAGGCAAAAAAUAUGUUCAGACUCCAGAGCAGGUCACCAGGUCAACCCUAAUCAGAAACAGACGGAUUUUUACUGUUGAAAGUGAAAAAUGGUCGAUUAUUGUAACGUCUAUUUAGGCCAGAAAUUUAGAGGAAUUUGAGAAUGAGCAAAAUGCAUUAAUUUUUAACUAUUCGAAAAAGAAAUUAGAAAAACAAAAGCAAAGAGAAGAGGAAGAAGCUCAAUAUACUGUGCUCAAAAGCUUGUUGAAACUUGAAAAGGUAUUAGGGGAUGAAAACAAUGAAAACGAAAAUUUUAGGAAAGCAAUUGAUGAAGCGUAUACCAAAUUAGCUAAUAAUAGUUAA